Ciona intestinalis (vase tunicate) is the source of this 2348-nucleotide messenger RNA. Lineage: Eukaryota; Metazoa; Chordata; Ascidiacea; Phlebobranchia; Cionidae. The record is from RefSeq.
GUUUAAUUGGUGCUCUAAGUCUAGGUGAAGUAUUUCGGUGGUCAUUAUUUUGAAAAUUUUCAAGAUGGCUGUGUUUGGAUAUUUCAUCAACUACCACGUAUACAUUCUCAUAUUAUCAAUGGUGGUGAUCAACAAUGCACAACACGAGGGGAAGUGUGAACCGAUAACGUUGUCUAUUUGCAAAGGAAUUCAAUACAAUGUCACUAUAUUCCCCAAUAUAUUGGGUCACCAAGAUCAAUCUGAGGCUGGACUUCAAUUAAAUCAGUUUUACCCGUUGGUUAAGGUUGGUUGCUCGCCCACUUUGCAGUUAUUCCUGUGUAGCGUUUACACCCCUAUCUGUUCCACAUACAACAGAGCAUUCCCACCUUGCAGGCAUAUGUGUGAAGAAGCAAAAGCAUGUGAAAAAUUAAUGAAAAAAUUUGAUUUCAGCUGGCCCAGAGAUCUAGAUUGCAGCAAGUUUCCUUUAAAAACAGAAGGUGAUUUGUGCUUUGGAAGGGACAUUAUACCAAGUACUAUCACUCCUACAUAUGUGGAUAGAAGGCAGUGUUUAACUGGAGUUGGCUUUUCUUGUCCUGCUCACAUGACUGUACACGAGAAUGAUAUAAGUUAUGAGUUCAUGGAAACUGAAAACUGUGGCGCGCCCUGUGAUAGUAAAAGGCUCAUGUUUUGGACAGAGGGGGAAAAGCAAUUCGCAAACUUAUGGAUUGGAUGUUGGUCAUUUAUUUGUGUGAUUUCCACUCUUUUCACAGUUCUUACUUAUCUUAUUGAUAUGCCGAGAUUUCUUUACCCAGAAAGACCAAUAAUAUUCCUAUCAGGUAGGUGGGUUGUUCUCACCAUAACAUGGUUUCUGGCUGCUGGUUUAAAGUGGGGCAAUGAAGCAAUUGAAGCGAAAAGUCCAUAUUUCCACGGCACAGCAUGGUCACUGCCAGCAAUUCAAACUGUCAUUGUUCUCAUCUCAUCUAAGAUUGAAGGGGAUUUGCUAAGUGGGGUAUGCUUUGUUGGUGUGUACAACACUAAGCAUCUUCUAUGGUUCUUGCUUGUACCAUUGUCCAUCUAUCUACUUGUGGGAACCUGUUUUCUAGUAGCAGGAUUCGUGGCCAUGUUUAACAUCAGAAACGUUGUAAAACAUAAUGGAGGAACUGGUAAAGUGGAAAAAUUGGAAAGACUAAUGGUUCGAAUUGGAGUCUUUAGUGUUUUAUAUACCGUACCUGCUACAGUCAUGAUUGCUUGCUACUUCUAUGAACAAAUGAACAGAGAUUCGUGGCAAAAAGGCUGGUUUGCCGAAAACUGCAGAAAAUUCAGAGUCCCUUGUCCGUGUGAAUAUUCAAAACAUGUUGGAAACAAACCAGACUUCAUUGUCUUCAUAAUCAAGUAUUUUGUCAUGCUCAUUGUUGGAAUCACAUCUGGUUUUUGGAUCUGGUCAAGCAAGACUGUUGAAUCGUGGGCCAAUUUUAAAGACAAUCUAUGCUGCUUUAAGUCAUCAACACAGCGUGUGGCUGGAUACCAGCGUGGUGCACCAAACACUAAUACGGCUCUACAGUCUGGAACAUUACCCCACUGUACAGAUGCUUUACAACCACUGUAUCAAACUGCUCAGCACUCAGCGUAACCUGAGCCUUGAAAUUUGUUUCACUAAAGUUGAUUCUUUGUUUCAAGGUCGUUGCGUUGCCCGCCAUAUCUGAUGGUUAAUACAAUGAAUGGAAAAAACUGAUGGCAUUAACUUAUAUUCAACUUUUUACCAAAAUAGUAGAAGUUAGACAGUGGAACACCACUAAUCUUUUACACUCGUUUUUAUUGUUUAUUCACUUCCGUUCUUGCACACCACACGUUGCAAUAAUAUUCUGUAAUAAAUAUAUUUCUGCUCCACCAACAUAAACUAAAUAAAGUAACUUGUAGACCUACAUUCGUAAUAUCACUUUCUUUUCCCCCUCAAAAAUAUUUCCCACUUAUAACGUAGCAUACAUAACAUCGUAUACACAUUUCUUUCCUGCUCUUGGCAGUAUGUUUUUACCGGUGCUAUUUUAUUACUUUAUUUUUAUGACCAUUCUUUUAAUAUACAAAGUUUUUAAGCUAACGGCACAGCCUUACAAUUUCAAAUACUUUUACCGUAAAACGUCCUAAUAUUUUUACCAAGCAUGCGAUAUCCAAUCUAACAAGCGGCUUAACUAACUUCACGCCUUUUUUUGCCGCCGACAAAUAGUGAGAAGUGUUUUUUUAUUUUCUCUUUUCACAUGUACACAGCAUUUGAAAAUAUAAACAGUUGUAAAAUGAAACGGCAAUUGAUAAUGUUUACUUGUGGUGUCUGUACCGGUUGGUCGCCUUAAUAAAUCAAACCAUACACGCUUGAA